CAGCUAUCCAAGACGACAUUCUGGUUACUGGCAAGGAUGACGGUGACCACCUUCGCAAUCUCAAAGCAACACUUUCCGGUCUUCAGGAAUAUGGUGUUCGUCUUAAACUGGAGAAAUGCAAGUUUAUGCAGGAAUCGGUUACGUAUAUGGGCUGCAUGAUUUCAGCGUUGGGAAUUCAACUCACAGAACAACCUCAUCCUCUUAAUCGGUUUCUCCAAAAGGGGCGUGAGUUCAAGUGGUCACCUGAAUACGAGAGAGCAUAUCAAUCGGCAAAGAACUCCCUUUCGCCAGCCAACGUCCUGGUGCAUUACAACCCGGAAUUACCACUUAUUUUAGAAUGUGAUGCAAGUCCAUACGGCGUUGGUGCGGUCAUUCCCCAUUGGUUCCCUGAUAAUAUUGAAAGACCCAUAGCAUACGCAUCGCGAUCAUUGAAUGCUGCCGAGAAGAAUCACAGUCAAAUCGAGAAAGAAGGUCUGGCGAUAGUUUUGGGGUAGUCCAUAUUCUAUAUGUAUCUUACGCAAUGAAAUUCACGUUAUACAUUGAUCAUAAACCCUUGUUGAAGAUAUAUGCACCUGAUUCAGGCAUCCCAGUUCUGGCAGCAGCGCGUUUACAACGUUGGUCACUACUCCUGUCACCCUAUCAUUAUGAAAUUUGCCACAAGUCUUCUGCUGAUAUUACGAACGCAGACGCCCUGUCCGGACUCCCACUGAAGUAUCGUGCUGAUGCCAGUGUAGAAGAACGUAUAUUCAGCAUCUCGGAUCAGCAGCUGAAUUGAUAUCCAGUGUCCGCUAAACAGAUCGCUAGAGAGACAGCCCAUGAUAAAGUUCUGUGUAAGGUGUUUACUUUUAUGCAGCACGGUUGGAGUCAAACCUGCGACGAUCCAGAUUUGAAGUCAUACUUCAAUCGUCCAUUGAGCAAGGUUGUCUACUUUGGGGCCUACGUGUAAUUAUACCCCCGAAGUUCCAGAAACAAGUUCUAAGCAUGUUGCAUGAAGCUCAUACGGGAAUUGGCCGAAUGAAGGCCAUGUCGAAAAGUCACGUGUGGUGGCCGAAGUUGGACAUUGCCAUAGAGGAAACCGUCAAGAGUGGUCGGCAGUGUGUGAAUAUUAAAUCAUCUCCGCCAGCAGCGCCUCUUAUCCAUGGGUAUGGCCAGCCAAGCCAUGGCAACGAAUACACGUUGACCGUGCAGCUUAUGAAGGGAAUCAUUAUUUGAUUGUGGUCGAAGCACAUCCGAAGUGGCCAGAGGUGAUUGGACCAAUGAAGUCAACAACAGCUGGGUCUACAAUCAAUGCGUUAUGCUGCAUUUUUGGUCGUUAUGGUUUGCCUGAGCAGGUCGUGAGCGACAAUGGGUCUCCUUUUCAAUCUGUUGAAUACGAAGAUCUCCUGAAUCAAAAUGGAAUACAAAGAAUGUUGUUGUCUCCAUACCAUCCAGCAUCUAAUGGUCAGGCCGAGAGGCUCGUACAGACGUUUAAGAACUACUUAAAAACGUCCAGCGCUCAGUCUUGUUUACUCCAGCGAAUUCAGAGUUUCCUACUGAGUUACCGAGGGAUGCCGCAUAGCACUACCGGUUGUUCACCUGCCAAGCUUUUCCUCCAACGAGAAUUGAGAACUAGACUGUCUUUAGUAAAACCUGAUACUGCUAGUGUAGUUUUAUCCAGCCAGUCACGGAUGAAGAGUUAUCAUGAAUAAAAAUGCAAGAUUUAGGGAAAUUCAUUCUCGUCAACCAAUUCUCUCUCGGAAUUACAAGUCAAAUGGUAAAUGGCAACCUGCAACCAUUCUAGAAAGAAAGGAACCUCACUCAUAUCUUAUAGCAUUACCAGACGGGAGAAUUUGGAAACGCCAUGUCGAUCAGCUUUUGCAGGAUAGUCCACCAUCUCCACCUUUGAUUAGUGAGCGAUCCGAACUAAUACCGGGUAAUCUUGGUUCUCCGACAGACACACAAGUUUCCCCCACUUCAUCUACUCGUACUUCUUCGACGCAGUCCACUCCUGCAGCUCCAGUGGUUCCUCCGCCUGAAAGCAUGGACCGCAACCCAGGGCCAUCCGAAUUGGCACAAGGCACCCUUGGUACUCCUAGUAUUGUCACAUCUCCCACCAUUAAACUAAGAAGAUCAAGUAGAAUGAUCAAACCGCCGAAAAGGCUUAUCGAAUAA
Molecule: messenger RNA, 2151 nt
Organism: Paramuricea clavata
Lineage: Eukaryota; Metazoa; Cnidaria; Anthozoa; Malacalcyonacea; Plexauridae
Source: the annotation of a GenBank genome assembly